AUGUUUCCUUCCAAGCAAUUGGAUAUCUGUAAACCUGAAGAUGAUGAUCGUUCUUCCAAGCUUGAGGAACUCAGAAAAGAUGAACAGGAACCAUGUCUCAGUGGUGACUCGGAAGAUUUACAGAGUGUUUCUAUCGAUGUUGCCUCUCAACCUGAUCAAACUAUCGUAAAGGGGACACCUGUCCAAUCGAACAACUAUGAGAAAGGUUCGCCCAUUGUGUCUGUUGGGAUUCUUAAAGAUAGUGCACCAAAAUCCGCUGAGUUGAAAGGCCAAAAACUCUCGACAAAUGCAAAAAUUCGGCUAGCUGGACAGUGGUUUAUCGAUACUCAUUCUUCAGAAAAUGAUAAAAUAUCCGAAGCUAGUCAACUUUCACUCUCUGGGCUAUCGGAUGAUGAAGCUAAAGACAUCAAACUUCUGCUUACUCUUCUUGAUUCCGCUGAGAAAACAGGUCAACGGCAGUUUGACCAUGCAACCAAACUCAUUGAAUCAUGCAAUUACACUUCUUCAGCCGAAGGAAAUGCCAUCGAAAGAUUAGUUUACUACUUUUCUGAAGCAAUCCGUGAGAAAAUAAACCGUGAAACUGGAACAGCCGCUCACGAUAGACUUGAUAAGUUUCAUAUGUUUGAUGUUCAAGAAGCGUUAAUGAGCGUUGAUGCAAGCAUUACAUCAUUUCAUCACAGGCAUCCAUUAUCGCGUAUUUGCCAAAUUAGUGUGGUUGAUACGAUAAUCGAAAACGUAAAAAAAGCAAGAAAAAUCCAUGUAAUCGAUCUCCAAAUCAGGAAUGGUAUGAAAUAUAUAGCUAUGUUGCAAGCUCUUGCCACUCAGUACAACAGGCAUCUUGAACAUGUCAAGAUUACUGCUAUCGGUACAACAGCCGAAUCAAAGAUAAAAGAUACCGGAAGGCGUCUUGAUGAUUUUGCAAAGUCGAUGAACAUCCCGUUUACUUUCAAGAUUGUUAUGGUAGCUGACGUGUUAGAUCUCAACAUAGAUCUUCUCGAACUCAAUGAUGAUGAAGAGGUUGCAGUCUAUGCGCCAGUCUUUUUAUCAGGCCUAAUCGUGAAACCAAACGAUCUUGAAUAUCUAAUGGGUGUGAUACGAAAGAUUAAUCCUUGUAUAACAGUGAUUGCUGAAAUUGAAGCAAACCAUACUUCACCUGCCUUUUCUCAUCGUUUUAUUGAAGCGCUUUUCUUCUAUGGUGCACUUUUCGACAGCAUGUCUUAUUGUUUAGCCAACGAUGAUCCAAGCAGAAGGGUUUCAGAGUCUGUAUUUUUAGGUCAAACUAUACGCAAUAUUGUGGCAGCUGAUGGAGACGAGCGCACGAUUCGACAUAUUAGUGUUGAUGUUUGGAGGACGUAUUUUGCACGAUUUGGAAUGGUGGAGAUUGAACUGAGCACCGAGUCGUUAUCUGAAGCGAAAUUGUUGAUUGACAGCCUUGACUGUGAGAGUUGUUGUUCGAUUCGUGUUCAUGGUAGGUGUUUGCUCAUUGAUUGGAAAGACAUACCAAUCUUUUCUGUUUCUGCUUGGAAGUUUGUAUAA
Messenger RNA from Lactuca virosa, 1536 nucleotides. The record is from the annotation of a GenBank genome assembly. NCBI's taxonomy places the organism in Eukaryota, Viridiplantae, Streptophyta, Magnoliopsida, Asterales, Asteraceae.